AAAACAAAACCCUUCUGUUCGUCUGUUUGCUAGCCCCAAAUCGAUCAGUGAACUUCCCAGCAGUAACAGAGAGAGGGAUGAGACCGAUGCAGGUAGACUUCUUCGCAGACAUGGAGGAGCAAGGAUCGACUGUGGCGAUGGACGUAGAUGACGUGGACACACUGGAGAUGUUCGGGGAGGGAGUCAUCAACAUGGAAAACAAGCUCGCCGACGCCGAUUUCUUCAACUAUUUCGAAGACGAUUUCGAAGACUCCGACAUCAACUAAUCUGACCCUCCUUGUACCUACUCACCUUGGCCUGGAUUUUUUUAGCUUUAGAACAUUGGAGAGUAGAGAGGGAAAGAAACACAACUUAUUUUUCUCGUGUUCUGCUUUAACUAUUAAUUAAAUAUAUCUAAUUGAUUAUUAUUAUUA
Molecule: messenger RNA, 413 nt
Organism: Populus nigra (black poplar)
Lineage: Eukaryota; Viridiplantae; Streptophyta; Magnoliopsida; Malpighiales; Salicaceae
Product: small acidic protein 1-like
Exons: 1
Coding region: 78-266 (62 amino acids)
Source: RefSeq, a predicted model, not a curated record